GAUCGGAUACCUCUUUAUUUCAUACGCCGUGAUGUCUAAACUGGACAACGCCAAUAAAACAGUGCCAGAUGGUGGCCAUAAAAGUCCACCGAAACCACCAAGUUUUACUCGAAACCUUAAUUCUGGGGUACAAGUACCAGCUUCAGGAAUAAACGCUAUUCAUAUAGAUAGUGCUCGAGAAAUGGUAAAGAUACAUACCAGAAACAGAUUACCCCAAACUCCUCCAAACCCCCGGUUCAGUAUCCCAACAGCAAGAAAUGUGUCUGUAAAGGUUUCCAACGACGCAAUCGCCAGUAUGAGCUCCAGUUUCCCCAAACCAACCACAAAUAUAUCUGUCCCAGCAAGGGAACAUACGGGCAAGUGCACAAAUCCCCAGUGUGCCCACUGUGGAUCCGUAAUAAUCCCUGCUCCCAAAUCAUCUUUCCCUAUCCAGGACAAGCCGUCUAUCACCAUUAAUGACUGGAGUAUAUAUACCAUCAAAAGACCGAUUUUGAGUUCUCAGGAACUCGAUGACCUUGAAGAAAGAUUUAGAUUCCCGUUACCAGAGAUGAUAUUUGGAAACAACUCUGUGAAGUUGGUGAAUGACAAAACCAAAUCGAUCAUCGAGUUCAAUGCUUUGGAUGCCCUCGACUCAAUUGAUAAGUCUUCUGACUUAAAGGUCAGUUAUCAUCAAGAAUGGUUGGAGGCUAGAAGAACCAACUCCUUGUCGACAGACUCUCAUGACGCAUCAGCCGAAAAGGCCCUCAAAGAAAACGGAAACAUCGAUUUGACCAAGUACACAGACUUGGAAACUAUUAAGAACUACGACUGGACGUAUUCUACAAACUACAAGGGGAGUAUCACCAACAUGGAGUUCGCCAAAACAGACGAAAAGUUUCCAAUUGACAGGCUUUUAAAUCCAGACCCUAUAUUGUUCUUUGAUGAGUCGAUCUUGUACGAAGAUGAACUUGGAGAUAAUGGUAUAUCGAUGUUGUCCACCAAGAUAAGAGUGAUGCCCACCUGUCUCUUGCUUCUUUGCCGACUUUUCUUGAGAAUUGACAACGUUAUAUUCAGAAUCAGAGAUACUCGUGUCUUUGUUGACUUUGAAACAAACAAGGUGUUGAGAGAGUACAAGGAACAAGAUGGUGUCUAUAAUGACGUGUUGGGUAAAAUAUCUGGAAAAGUCACUAGUGACCCCAAGUCACUUCUUAGAGAUCCCAACUGGGUUUCUCAGAACAUUCCCGUGCUCAAGUCUGAGUUGGAAGCUGCCCAACUAACCUCAUGAUACAUAAUAAAUAACGUAUAAUUGCAUAAUAGCAUUGGCUUCUAGGCA
This is a messenger RNA of Yamadazyma tenuis ATCC 10573, 1312 nucleotides long. It is a transcript of the gene TIP41, whose product is annotated as Tip41p. Gene Ontology annotation, biological process: TOR signaling. Gene Ontology annotation, cellular component: cytosol. Lineage: Eukaryota; Fungi; Ascomycota; Pichiomycetes; Serinales; Debaryomycetaceae. The record is from RefSeq and is a predicted model, not a curated record.